Molecule: messenger RNA, 300 nt
Organism: Candidula unifasciata
Lineage: Eukaryota; Metazoa; Mollusca; Gastropoda; Stylommatophora; Geomitridae
Source: the annotation of a GenBank genome assembly
AUGACUGUUCCAAAAUUGUUUCAGUGGCUGGCUGGUGUGUGCUCAUUUAUGACAGUGUGGUUGGCUUAUGUUGUUGGUUAUUUCAGUGUGAAUCUUCGCAAGGAAUAUCAUGAAAUUAUUGUGGUUUUACCCCUUUAUCUACUGAUAUCAUUUGCUUGCUAUUCCUUAGCUGUUAUUGGGUACAGAGUUGCAACAUUCAAUAACUGUGAGGAAGCAUCCAUUGAAUUAAAACAGGAAAUUGAAGCAGCAAGAAAAGACUUAGAAAAGAAAAAUUAUAAAUUCAUCUCAGACUGGAAGUAG